AUGAGAUGUUUCCGAAAACGUUCAGCAAUACCGAUCCUUGGAUUUCUAAUAUUUUGCCUCCUUUUCAUGAACUUGUACAUCGAGGAUGAAUAUGUUGUGGACGAAGAUAAAAGACUUAAAGAAGGUUCAACUCAACAACAAUUCAAUUCAGAUCAAUAUGUCCAUACAAUAAGAGAUUUCUCAAAUUUUUCAUCAUCUAUAAAUGUGACAUAUCGCAUAUUAGCAGGGAUACCUGUUUCAAGAAAAAGGUUCCUUACAAUUGGACUAUCAUCUGUGAAAAGGAAAAAAGGAAAUUAUUUACUUGAAACUAUUAAGUCUGUAUUUGAACAGUCAAGUUACGAAGAACUGAAAGAAAUAGCUGUAGUUGUUCAUUUAGCAGAGUUUGACCUGAGCUGGUGUGAAAGCAUAGUGCAAGAUAUAUCAAGAAAAUUCUCUCAUCAUAUUAUUGCUGGUAGACUAGCAAUUAUCCACACUCCAGUACAAUUCUACCCGGUCUUAGAAGGUCUGAAAAGAAAUUACAAUGACCCUGAUGCCAGAGUCAAAUUUAGAUCCAAACAAAACGUUGACUAUGCCUAUCUAUUAAACUUUUGUGCUAACCUUUCUGAUUAUUAUCUUAUGCUGGAAGAUGAUGUCAGGUGCUCUAAGAAUUUUUUGACAGCAAUUAAAAAAGUUAUUAACUCGCGGAAAGGGUCAAACUGGGUCACCUUGGAGUUUUCAAAACUAGGAUACAUUGGCAAACUCUAUCACACUUAUGAUCUACCACGUCUAGCCCAUUUUUUACUCAUGUUUUACCAGGAAAUGCCUUGUGAUUGGCUGCUUAUUCAUUUUAGAAGCCUGUUAGCUCAGAAAGAAGCAAUUCGAUUUAAGCCCUCACUUUUUCAGCAUAUGGGAUAUUAUUCAUCUUAUAAAGGUGCUGAGAAUAAACUGAAGGAUGAUGACUUUGAGGAGGACUCAUUUGAUAUACCAGAUAACCCUCCUUCAGUCCUCAGCACAAAUAUGAAUGUCUUUGAAAACUACGAUGUCCAUAAAGCAUACAGCAGUACAGAAGAAUAUUUCUGGGCAAAGACUCCUUCCAGUGGUGACUUUUAUCACAUUGUGUUUGAGAAACCUAUCAAAAUAAGCAAAAAUAAAAGUCUGCACAGGAACAGAAGAUCGCCAAAAUGACAUCUUGCAUCAUGGAAUAGUAGAAGUUGGAGAAAGACUAGUUGGCAGUAAAAGGAAUAAAAAGUGUACUACUUAUCUUAGAUUAGGUGAUUUCAAAGAUGGGAACUUUGAAAUGGACAACAUAGAUCAUAAAGUUCUUUUCAACAUUGACUGCAUUAGAAUUCUAGUGACUAAAAACCAAAAUGAAUGGUUAAUUAUUAAAAGUAUAAGUGUUUGGACUAUUGACUCAAAUCAAUGA
Molecule: messenger RNA, 1402 nt
Organism: Staurois parvus
Lineage: Eukaryota; Metazoa; Chordata; Amphibia; Anura; Ranidae
Source: the annotation of a GenBank genome assembly